Molecule: messenger RNA, 5324 nt
Organism: Scophthalmus maximus (turbot)
Lineage: Eukaryota; Metazoa; Chordata; Actinopteri; Pleuronectiformes; Scophthalmidae
Gene: ube2h
Product: ubiquitin-conjugating enzyme E2H (UBC8 homolog, yeast)
Exons: 7
Coding region: 246-797 (183 amino acids)
Biological process (GO): protein polyubiquitination; ubiquitin-dependent protein catabolic process
Cellular component (GO): nucleus
Molecular function (GO): ubiquitin conjugating enzyme activity
Source: RefSeq, a predicted model, not a curated record
GGAGGAAUCCUAGCUUGUCAGAGCCAAUGGUCAGAACGCUGGGAGCCACUGAGCAGCGUAGAACUACCGUUAGCUCGGCCACUCGCUGGAGCAGGGAGACGCUGGACCGCCAAGACGUUUCGCCGUGAACAUUUGCCGACAAGCAAAUGUUAACUUUCGGAUAGUGCCGUUUGCUAGGCCGUCUAGCGUUCCCGGGGGCUAGCUCUCAGUUUGCUGUGUGUUCUGCGGAGGAAUAGCCCAAAAAAAUGUCGUCUCCAAGUCCGGGUAAAAGGCGAAUGGAUACCGACGUGGUGAAACUCAUCGAGAGCAAGCAUGAAGUCACCAUCCUCAGUGGACUCAAUGAAUUUGUAGUGAAGUUUUUCGGGCCACAAGGAACGCCGUACGAGGGAGGUGUGUGGAAGGUGCGAGUAGAUCUGCCUGACAAAUACCCUUUUAAAUCGCCAUCAAUAGGAUUCAUGAACAAGAUUUUUCAUCCCAACAUUGACGAAGCGUCAGGGACAGUGUGCUUAGAUGUCAUCAACCAGACAUGGACAGCCCUUUAUGAUCUGACCAACAUCUUUGAGUCGUUCCUGCCCCAGCUGCUGGCUUACCCUAACCCCAUCGACCCCCUGAAUGGAGAUGCAGCUGCCAUGUACCUUCACCGGCCCGAGGAGUAUAAGCAGAAAAUCAAAGAGUACAUCCAGAAAUAUGCAACAGAGGAGGCUCUGAAGGAGCAAGAAGAGGGGGCAGGCGACUCUUCAUCUGAAAGCUCCAUGUCUGAUUUCUCAGAAGACGAGGCCCAGGACAUGGAGUUGUAGUGAUGGGAGGGCUCCCCAUCCCGCCCCCUCCUUUAACCCCCACAAAGACUAUAUUUGAUUUCCUAACCACGAGAAAGCAGACUUAUAAUAUUCAUAUUUAAACAAGUUGAUUUUUUUAUUAUUAUUAUUAUUAUUAUUACUACUAAACAAGGAUUUUUAUGGAUAUCUAGCCUUUGGUGUGUUUGACAGACACCCUCCCAUUCUGUAGCUGCUCCUCCCUACAAAGAUGUCGCAAACGCUUUCACGUCCUCCCCCCUGCUAGCCCCACAUCUUUUACGAUGUGUUUCGUUGUCGUAGGCAGCAUCUCAUUUCUGUACUCGAAUUUCACGUUUUAAAAAUAGAACUUUGCAGUUUGACCUGAGUCCUAAGUUCCUCUCUUUUCCCACAAUAGCUACUUGAUUCUGACCAAUGUUUUGUUAGUUGCUCCACCACGGAGCUUCUUCAGUCUUGCCUGCGCGGGUGCACAGCUCUACAAUAUGAACCUCAAGUCAAGACAGUAUUUUUAAGGCACACAAACACACACAAGGUGUCUCUGCACACCUCCCACAAAAAUACAAAAUGUUUAGUGCCAACAAACACUGUUACGUCAUCACUAAGGGCUGCCUCUGCAUAUCUUUUUCAACAAAUUAAUUGAGACGUUUCAGUUUAGUCUGCCUUGGCUGUUACGUUACUCUUUGUUGAUCUGUUGCAGCUGCAUGUCUACAUGUGCAGUGCAAAAAAAUAAAUGCUUAACAAGAUCAGGUUUUUGAAAAACGAAUUGCAUUAAAUACAUGUCUGAUUACAUUGUGAGAGACAAUGUAGUGACAAAGAUGUGGGGAGGGGGGCUUUUGGUGUUGAUGGAUGGAACGCACACUAGCUACAUAAAACUGCAUGGAUGACUUAUGCACAGAGGCAAUAAAAAGUUGCUCUUCUCUUAGGCAUUAGUGGAGAUUCUGGUCAGACUCACUUGGCAUUAUGGGAAAAGGAAAGUAGACCAGAGCUACGCUUUGACCAUCUGACCAUGUGAGUUUAAUAUGUCAUGCAGCUCGUACUUGUUUUCUGUGAAGAGGCACCCCAAACAAAAAAGAGCACCAAACAUUCUCUUACAAUCACCUGCACUCUUGCUUUUAAAACAAACUGCUAUUAGUAUUACUGGUCAAUAUCAACUUUCCAGGCAGAGAAAGAAUGUAAGUAUCACCUAUUCUGGUGAUUUAUAAAAAAAAAUAAGAAAACAGCACCAAAGUCAGUUUUUUGUUUUUUUUAGGGAAAAGCAACAAAAAAUGGUCAUAUGGUUACUGAGCGGAUCCAAGUACAAAUGAAAAGUGAUUUAUUGAAGGUUGGUGUAGUAUCAGUCCUCACAUUCCACUGUUACAUGGAGUUUGCCGCAGUGCACGCCGCUUCACACCGGUCUGACCUCUGGUAUGUUCCCCCACUGCCUCCAAACGGACUCCCACACUUUUUUGUCUGCCUACCAGGAUCCCCCUUUGAAGAAGAUUUAAAAAAAAAUAAGAGCCAAAUAUGACAUUUAGGUUAGUAGCAAUUGUUCAUUUGAGGAAAUUAAUAUUAAUUUCACAUGUACAGAUUUGGCUGAUUAUCUGUCGGGGGGAAAAAAAGUGUGUCAUUCAUUCAGGGUUGAUACGUUGUGGAGGGUCAAGAUGUAAUCCAUGAUGCGGGGAAAGAGAUUUGCUGUCGCAUCUUUGAGUUUUGACUGUUUUCUUUCCCCUUCUUUUAUUUCUUGUACGCUUCAACAUCCCCCCCCCCCCCUCCCCGAUGGCGUCAACACCUUUUCCUUUUUGUUUUUAAUUUUUGUGUACAGCAUCUACCUUGUACAGUGAUACGACACCUCCGUGUAGCCUCGUGAAAGCUCAGUGUUGAACCCGACGUACUGACCCGAGUGUUGCCUGUUGAGGCUGACAUGGCAGUCAAACUACCUAGAAAAUCUUGAAAUGUAUUCACUUCAUAAAUUGCAGUAAGAAUUACAGUUGGGUUUUUUUGUGGGUCCCUUUAGCGAGAGAUCAGAGGCCGAGUCGCAGUCUGUAGUCUGUGGGUCACCUUGUUACCUCUGAUCUCCCUCGUCUGUGCCUCAUCACAAAAAGGAAGGUGACCUAUUACAGAAAUCCCCAACACCAUGUUUUCCCCCCCAAAAAAAACCAACUUGUCAAGCACAUUAGUUUUUAAUAAUCCCACCGUUGCUCUCCCGCUGCAAUCUGUCCUGUCCAAAUUGUUUUAUCACACCCCAACAUUAACUCUGUUGCAGAUCAGGGCUGAGAGGCUCGGGUGUAUUUGAGCUACCGUAGGAUUGUUAAGACGUUUACGGCUCAGGUUUGAAAUACAGCUGGUUGUAUCUUGCAUAGCGAUGAACACUUGCAAGGUAUCGAGAGGAUGGAAAUCAUGCUAAUGUUUGUUGAACGGUGUUUUUGACAUGUCAGGAUAGUUAGUUUUUUUUUUCUGGGUGGUGACUUUAACUAAACAACAUAUGCUAUAUGGCUGUAUUACAGGUAGACUUAGCUAGUAUGGUAUGCUUACCGGAUAAAGCAUUCAUUGCUCAUCUGACCUUUAGUUAGUGUCUGUUGUGUGGUUAUAUGUGAGAUACUCCAUAGAUGUGCCUGCUUGUCCUCCUCUUGCAGAUUCAGAGUUGUACAGAUGAGUGUGGGUGAUUUCAAACUCGGGUGACCUGUUUGACCUGCGGCGAGCCUGAUGGAUCCGACUGUACAGAAAUCAAAAGUGUUGUUCAGCACCUUUCAAGCCAUUGGGUUUUUUUCUCCAGAAAAGGAACAAUUUAAUACACACAUUCUGUGCCCAAAAAACUGUCACCACGUGUGAAUGCAGAUCGAGAGCAGAGGGCACUUCCUCUAAUUUGAUUUCAAUUCCUGAUGUUUAUCAGAGACGUUUGAAGCCACGAUGUUGAUCAUUUCUCUCGUUCAGCCGGGGGAAGCUUUGGAUGUUGGCUUCCAGCGGGAUGCGGUCAUUUUUAACUCUUGCAGACAUUCAAUGUGGUCAAGGCCGUACAGAGCUAUGUGAAUGUUUAAACAUGUCUUGCUUGUGUUUGUGGUGAAGUUUGUGAUCCACAUCCACUCGGACGGAACAAACCUGUAAAGCUGUACCCAGAUCCACAGUUUCACGACAGGCUUGUAUUUCCCCCUCUGAGCUGCCUGUAAGUGUGUAUUUAUUCAUUAAAGACACCUUUUUGUUUUUAAUCUCGAUCAUUAAGUGCCACUUAAUGCUCAGACAUCACACUGAUGAGAACUUGAAAUUUGGGCUGUUUUUGUUUUCAGUAAUUCAGAUGCGAAUUCUUGCUUUACUUUACAUUAGUGCAGUAUUGUACCCGAGUACUGAAAAUACAGUAUAUCACAGUUGAGAAUUGUAAUGAAAUAGCACAUGAUUAUGCAGCGGUGCAACAGGGAACCAAUGAUAUGGUCUUUUUUUCUUUGUCUUCUUCAAAAACAAGAAUCUUGUGUUGGGUUCAAAGUUUAUUUACAUCUGUUGGGCAAUAAAUUGGUGAGAGACUCGGCUGUGGCCUGGCGUCGCUCUCGUAAACGGCAGGUCAACGAUCUGAUCUCUUCUCGUGGCCCCCGCGCGUUCAUUCGACGGCAAGAGAAAUAAUCACUGCCUUUCUCUCGGGUUUCUCUCGAAGUCAAGCACUAAAGAAAAUGUCCUUAAAACUAGUGAAUGAUUAUGCUUCCCAUUGCAACUUGAAUUCUAAAUUAUUUUUUGAAAAAAACCGAAUUGAAGGCGUAUUUGUCUUUUGCUUUUUAUUUAAUGUCCUUUUGUCUUUCUGCUCUCCACCACUAACGCCACCGGCUCUAAGUCGACAAUGUCUUGACUACCCGCAGUUGUAAACUGACUCCAGACAACUAGAUUUCACACGGUGGUAUAGAGCCUUAGUCCCACAGCCGCUGUCACACACUCCCCCACACCCUGUUGAACACAACAAGGAUGAAGGCCCUGAGCUAACUGGUCCCUCAUUGAUCCAUAGACAGGAUAUCCAGGGCCCAUUAUCCAUUUUAUCAGCACAGCUGCAGAGAGCCAGCACCGCCCCCCCCCCCCCCCCCCCCCCCCCCCCGUGUAGACUGUGUGUACUCGUGCACUUGCAUGCUUCUGGUGUGGAGUUGGGGCUCGAUCGGUGCACAUCUCCCAUUCUGUCUUGUGCUUGUGUGGAUUCGUGCCCCGUGCUGGCCUAUGGCAGCCAUCAGGGGAUUUAGCUAGCGCGCACACAGCAUGGAAAAUGGCAGAUUUUCUAUUUACAUUUUUUUUUUAAAUCAACAAAAACAAUGUAUUUGGUACAUAGUGUGUGAUACUUGAGGGUUAAAAAGUCAAAAGGUUUAUUUUUUGUUUUUAAAAGUCCAUCCUUGAUCUUAUUUUCAUCACCCUCUUUUCCCCUCCUCCUCCUCUUGUUUUUUUUUCUUCUUUUUCUUUGCAUUGUGAAGUGGGCAUGCUUGUCAAAAAAGACAAAAUGCUCUAUUAAUAGGCUUAUAACCUCAUAAAUAGUUGUGUAUAAAAUAAACUGUUAUAACUUCUUUUUUUAAUAAAACAUUCAAUGUGUAUAAA